CUGUAACUUACAGCCCACCUCUGCGCAAACGUCAAGACCGGCGAAAAGCUACGAAGGUACCCCGCCCGUCUCCACGCAGCAAGGACGCCGGCAGCGGCCCCGAAAGCAGCACUCCUCCCCCUGAGGCUCGGCCCUUGGGUCCAAACCAAGAGCGGUGCGAUAUCUGCGGCCGGGGCUUCAACAAGGACCGCAUCGAAAAGCACAGGACCAUCUGUCAGAAGCGGCUACCAAGAAAGUGAAGGGCCUUCGAUGCAACCAAAAAUGAGGACAAAGGGAUUUACGGAAGCAGGAAGGCCUUCGUGGAAAAGGGUCUCCACAAGAAAGAAGUAAAGGUGAAGAAGCCCAACUGGCGUGCCAAGCAUGAGGAGUUCCUCAAUGCGGUCCGACAGGCGAGGAUGGUGCAGGAACACUUGGCCGCCGGCGGCAAGCUUUCAGACCUGCCGCCGCCACCACCGUCGGAGAACCCAGACUACGUGCAGUGCCCCAAGUGCCUCCGCAAGUUCAACGAGACUGCUGCCGAGAGGCACAUUCCCCGCUGC
Molecule: messenger RNA, 539 nt
Organism: Rhipicephalus microplus (southern cattle tick)
Lineage: Eukaryota; Metazoa; Arthropoda; Arachnida; Ixodida; Ixodidae
Source: RefSeq, a predicted model, not a curated record